This is a messenger RNA of Lutzomyia longipalpis, 1162 nucleotides long. RefSeq names its product histone H2A.V (gene His2Av). The record is from RefSeq and is a predicted model, not a curated record. Gene Ontology annotation, cellular component: nucleosome. The coding region runs from base 123 to 503 and encodes 126 amino acids. Gene Ontology annotation, molecular function: protein heterodimerization activity; DNA binding; structural constituent of chromatin. The transcript has 4 exons. Lineage: Eukaryota; Metazoa; Arthropoda; Insecta; Diptera; Psychodidae.
ACGAAUCAGUGAAACACCCCUCACAUCUAGUACGCUGCUGUGUGUUCAAUCGCGACACUUGCAAAAUUUGAAGCCCCCAAAACAUUGUGAAAAUUGCUGUAAAUUGAGAAAAUUCCGUCGACAUGGCUGGUGGAAAAGCAGGCAAAGACUCCGGAAAAGCCAAAGCGAAGGCCGUAUCACGUUCAGCUCGUGCAGGAUUGCAGUUCCCCGUGGGCAGAAUUCAUCGACAUCUCAAGAACCGUACGACAAGCCAUGGACGCGUGGGGGCCACAGCCGCCGUCUAUUCAGCUGCCAUCCUUGAAUAUCUCACGGCUGAGGUCCUGGAGUUGGCUGGUAAUGCAUCAAAGGAUCUCAAAGUGAAGCGUAUCACCCCGCGUCACUUGCAGUUGGCCAUCCGAGGAGAUGAGGAGCUCGACAGUCUCAUAAAGGCUACCAUUGCGGGUGGAGGUGUCAUUCCGCACAUCCACAAAUCCCUCAUCGGGAAGAAGGGUGGUCCGGAAUAACCGUACAAACUGGACAACCCGAGCUUUUAAUCAUAAUUUCCAGAAACUCCGAUUAAUAUCUCGAUCUUUCCACACAAAUCUUCAAAUUAUUGCCUUCUUUCCACCCAUCCUUCCCUCUCUUUACGUAUAUCGACCAAUUUUGCGUUCAUAACCACACACACCAUCCGGAAGAGACAGAUGAUCAGGCGUGUGUGUGUUUGACCUUUUAAAUGGGCCUUCCAAAUCGACAACCCCGGAUGGUGGGGUGUUUUCUUAUUUUUCUUUUAAAUUAGUUUUUGUUUCUCUUCAUUUGCCCAAAAUAUCUUAGUUUUUAAGUUUAUGGCAUUCGGGAGGGGCACCAUUGAGCGCUACUCCAUUAAUACAAAACAAAUAUUUGUAAUCAUUUACUAUGAUUAAAUUUAGUCGUAGGACUUUUCUUUUCGAUGUUUCUCUAGCUAAAAAAAAAAGAUUAUUUGAGAAAAAAAUAUGAGCAAGGAAUUACAUUAAAUCGAGAGAAAUAUUAAGUAAAAAAAAACAACCAAUUGCUGUUGAGAGACUUUCACGUAUAAUGGAUUUUUGCAAAGCUGACGAUAAAAUAUUAUAAAAGGAAAACUGUGGAAAUGUUUGUUUCACGUUGUAAAUUAAUAAAAAUGAAAUAAAGAAUAGAAAGGAAAGGAAAA